Messenger RNA from Cheilinus undulatus (humphead wrasse), 2843 nucleotides. It is a transcript of the gene cblc, whose product is annotated as Cbl proto-oncogene C, E3 ubiquitin protein ligase. The record is from RefSeq and is a predicted model, not a curated record. Bases 545 to 2344 code for a protein of 599 amino acids. Gene Ontology annotation, biological process: negative regulation of epidermal growth factor-activated receptor activity; cell surface receptor signaling pathway. NCBI's taxonomy places the organism in Eukaryota, Metazoa, Chordata, Actinopteri, Labriformes, Labridae. Gene Ontology annotation, cellular component: plasma membrane; membrane raft. The transcript is spliced from 14 exons. Gene Ontology annotation, molecular function: phosphotyrosine residue binding; receptor tyrosine kinase binding; ubiquitin protein ligase activity.
GCAAGGGUGACAUCAAGAAAGAGACACAGAGAAGAGGCAGUCAGUGACAGAAAACACAUUUCCUCUGUGUUCAGCUCUGCUCUGUUGACCCUGAGAUGUGGAAUGGCUGUGCUGUUGAGAUGAAUACUGAUCUGCAAAAAGACUGAGAAGUUACAAGCUGACGAGAUUGGCUGUCUCAGGAGGAAAUAUUUAGCGUGGAGGUACAGCGUAAGCAGCUGUCUGUUGUUAAAUAAUGUGAUGCUGAUGGACUGGUAUGGAUCAAGCGUGGAUGCUGAGUGAGAAGAAUAAGAUGUGUGCUUUUCAAAUAAAGCUGAGAACUCACAAAAAUCACUUUAAGGAUCAUAAAUACUGCUGUAAACACUUAAAAACUUGAGCUCAUAAUAAUAGCUCCUCCUUUUUCUGCUCACGCAGACAUUACGUUUUCACAUCUCUUGGAAGCAGAAGGACCAUUAUUAUUUAUUGUCACACCCCCUCACAUGCAAACAGCUUGACAUUUAAGGGUACAUCUAAUCUACGUCAGCUCCAAAAACACAACAGUGAAAUUAUGGCGACAGCAGGCUCCGGCUCCCAACCUCCUACCAGUGGAGACAGGCGGCUGGUGGACAAGGCCCUAAAAAGACUGGACAAACUCUACGAGCUCUGCACUAACCCACGGCUGAGCCUGAAGAACAGUCCACCAUACCUGCCUGACCUGGUAUCUGAGACUUCAAAGCUGCUAAUGCUGGUUUGGGAGCCAUACAGAGGACCCAGGGUGGCAGGCGGCCAGGUGCCCCGCGGAGACGAGGCCAAGUACCUGAGGGUCCACGUCAGAAACCUGCUUGAUAAGGCGGACAGGGCCGUGCUUCUGUUUAAAGAGGGACGAGAGAAGAUAUUUGAUGAAACAUCCAGCUACAGGAGGAACCUGACCAAACUGUCUCUUCUGUUCAGCCACAUCCUCUGGGAGCUGAAGGCCAUGUUUCCAGGGGGUGGUUUUCAGGGUGACGCCUACAGAGUUACCAAGACAGAAGCCGAGGAGUUUUGGAGGCAGUCAUUUGGAAAUAAGUGUAUAAUACAGUGGAGUAGUUUUAAAGAGAAGCUGAAGGCUGUACAUCCAUUUGAGGAGGGUAUGGAGUCCAUGGCCCUGAAGUCAACUAUAGAUCUCACCUGUAACGAUCACAUCUCUGUGUUUGAAUUUGACAUCUUCACAAGGCUGUUUCAGCCCUGGAGGUCUCUCAUUAGAAACUGGAACCAGCUAGCUGUGACUCAUCCAGGCUACAUGGCCUUCCUCACUUAUGACCAGGUUGUAUCUCGUCUGGAACACUACCUGCAUAGACCAGGGAGCUAUAUCUUCCGUUUGAGCUGCACAAGAAUGGGCCAGUGGGCUAUUGGUCAUGUGACCAAUGAAGGCAGCAUCAUCCAGACCAUCCCCCAGAAUACACCUCUCUACCAGGCACUCAUUCUGGGCUUCAAGGAAGGCUGCUACUUGUACCCAGAUGGCCGUGAUCGGAACCCUGACCUGACAGGCUUAAAUGAGCCAGCCGAGAAGAGCAAAGUCAAAGUAACAGAGGAGGAGUACGAGCUUUACUGUGAGAUUGGCAGCACCUUCCAGUUGUGUAAGAUCUGUGCAGAGAGGGAUAAGGACACACGUAUCCAGCCUUGUGGACAUCUCCUGUGCAAACCCUGUCUCAUUGGCUGGCAGCAGAAGUCAGCUGGGCACACCUGUCCAUACUGUCGCUGUGACAUCAGAGGGACAGAGUCCAUCCUUGUUGAGCCGUACCUUCCAGACCGAGGUCAGUGGGAGGAGGGUGAGGAAGAUGUGGAGGAGGACGACCACGAGGACAUUGAGCUGAUGGUGAAGGAGAUGGCUGCCUUGAGAAAGUUCUCCAGUUUGGAAUACCAGGUUCCCAGCUCCAGUGUCAGCCCUCCAGCUCUACCCCCAAAGAACAGCACAACCCCACGCUCCUCUUCUCCCCUCGGCCAAUCACAGACAGCCGAAACCAAGACACAGAGGAAAAGCUCCCACUCUCAUCCACACGCUCAAAGUGGAAAUGAAGCACGUGGAAGAAACAAAAAGCACACAAAAACGAACAGGUUUCAGGGGGAGGGGUCACCCAGCAGCGAGGACGAAAACUCUGCGGGUUUAAGACAGCCUAAGACAUCACCUCUGUCCUACAGUGCUGAAGUCCUCACAGAAGCUAUGUUUUCUUCUUCCUCUCCAAAUACUGUUGACAGUGGAGUAGCAUGGCUUGGACCCUCCAGCCCUGUCAAACAGAGACAAAGACAGAAGGAGAAAGAGGAACGGCGAGCUGGACUCAGGAAAGACAAAUGUGGUUUGGGCGAGGUGACGAGGACUAUGUCAUCCUAACAGAAAAAAAAAUACCACUGCACUCUACAGACUGUUGAAACAAGAAACGAUCAUCUGCAAACUAAGAUGUCUUAAAUCUACAAGCUAGUCCUCAGAGAAUGUAAAAAUAGUCUUUAAUGUCAUGUAAAAAUAUCCUUGUGUCUGCUGCACUGAUGAGACUGAGAUAAGUGGGUGGUACUGUCAGUAAAAUUGCUUAGUGAGGCCUCCUACUGUUCAAUAAUCAGACUGCAAUUAUCACCACAGCAGGUUUUGAUCUUUGAAUAAAAGAUCGCUCAGAUACCUCUCUGUCAUCAGAGCAUGUUCUGAUCCUCUUAAAUAACAAACUAAACAGGAAAAUUGAACCUUGACAAGAGCACCUUUUGAGUGUAUCCUAAAUUUGUUUUUAUAAAUAAGUUAAAAACGCAAAAUCAGGCCUCUGUUUAACUCCAUCAAACAGUCUCAGGUGCUAAAAUCAAACUAAUAAACCUCAAAGUGUCACAUGCUUCCAAGUAACUUGUGU